Messenger RNA from Austrofundulus limnaeus, 1142 nucleotides. RefSeq lists its product as uncharacterized. The record is from RefSeq and is a predicted model, not a curated record. NCBI's taxonomy places the organism in Eukaryota, Metazoa, Chordata, Actinopteri, Cyprinodontiformes, Rivulidae. Bases 330 to 977 code for a protein of 215 amino acids. The transcript is spliced from 7 exons.
GAGCUACUGUGAUGAGCAACGUCUCCUGGUGUAAAGAGCAACUAAAACUUCGCACAGUUUUUACCAAACAAAUCAUGUAAGUUUAGUCAUGCUGUUGGAGGCAGAUAAUGUUAGCUAAAUGAUGAGUUACACAUUGUAUAAUGUUUAGCUAGUUAACAUGAUUAGUUGUUGUUACCUGUUACAUCCCUUGCCAAGCUAAACCCAGUCGUCUUUCAUUUCUGUGCAGAAGUUGUGCUGACUGCUUUCCACAUAUUUAAAAUAAAUCUUCAUUGCCACAGAACAAAAUCAGGGAUGAGACAGACCAGAUAGUCUACAGCAGCAGGGAUCAUAUGCAGACUUUCCUCAGAGACACAUUGUCAGUGUUGGAUGUCAGGAUGGGACACACUUUUCUYCUACAUGUGCUGACUUCAUUGUUGUUCACUUUUCUUCUCUGCAAAGCUGCUCAAGAUAAACCUGAGUCCAUCCUGACUGUGUCUCCAUCAUGGCUGAGUCCUGGAGCUUCAGUGACUCUGAGCUGUGAGGUUAAACCUCCGUCUGCAGGAUGGAGGUUCUACUGGUACAAACUUGUUCCUGAUCUGGUACAAAAGAACUCUGCUCAACAAAGAUACCAGAGUGUUUAUACCAACACUUACAACUAUAAAUAUGAACUGAUAUAUGGUGGGACCGAACAGAACUCCUACAUCAUUGAUGAACAAAGACACACAGCAGGAUAUUCAUGUAGAGCUAAAAAAGGAAACCCAGAGGUUUUCAAUGAUUACAGUGAACCAAAAUUUGUCUGGUCUGCAGAUUCUGAAUUAGCAGCAUCUCUAACUGUGAGUCCUGAAAACAGGACACUUUUAACUGGAAAUGAGGUCUCAGUGAACUGUGGAGAAACCUCAGCCGAGUGGAGAUGUACUACAGAGCAGUGUACUGGUGUGAGUCUGGAUCUGGGGAGUUCAGUAAUGCUGUCAAUAUCACAAUACAUGAGUCCAUCCUGACUGUGUCUCCAUCAUGGCUGAGUCCUGGAGCCUCAGUGACUCUGAGCUGUGAGGUUAAACCUCCGUCUGCAGGAUGGAGGUUCUACUGGUAUAAAGCUGUUCCUGCUAAAUACUACUACAGAUAUGAGCUGCUGCCUGACAGCAUCAAUGGAACUGAACAGAACU